GGAGAGAAAAGGACGGUAACAAGCGGUGCUCACUUGAAAAUGAGAAUGGGCUGUAUUUAAUAUGUAUAUAUAGAAAUGCCUAUGGCAACUACCCGUUCAAAUGGAGGAGGAUCUACCGUAACCUGCCAGACAUGUGACCAUACAGUUAAAUGUCAGCCGGGAUCAAACAGAACCAUCUGUCCAAACUGUGGUAAUUUCUACAGAAGGGAUGAAGCAGGCAGACCACCCCGUGCCCGGGGUCAGAGGAGAGGGACUCGAGAUGAGCACCCACUCCCUGACCCGGAUAAGGAAAAAAAUAAACAGCAAGGACCAUUAAAUUCAAUAGCCAACUUUUUCCAAAAAAUGGGUCCAAGUCGAAAAGGUAAACAUCAAAGAGACUUGUCACCUGCCGAUAGUCAAAGUUCUUCAUCAAGUUUGCUUGAAAAUACUUCUGGCAGUAAGACUGAGUUACCUCCCAUUGACAGUCAAGGUCACCUGACCACCACACCCUCUAGUCGUCCAGUGUCCUACAGGUCAGAUAAAAGUAACAGUUCUACCAUACUCAGUCCGGGGCGGUCACACCGGGCUCCUUCAGGUUCCUCUACGAUUACGCUAACCAACAGCAUCCGCAGUACCAGCAAAAACCGGCUCAGUCCUAAUCCAAUCCAGAGCAAGACUGCAUAUCCUGUCAGAACCAAGACUAUUGAACAGAUCAGAGAGGAUGUUAAGUACGCCAAAGAGACUGGAAGUUGGAAAGUGGUUUUGGAAUUUUAUUCAACAACAUUUAAUUCUUUUGUGGAGAUUAACGCUGUGUUCAAGAGAGAUCCUGACAAGGAAUACAAAACACUGGAAGAGUCUGGCCUAAAGUUAGAAUUGAUCAACUUUGUUUAUGACCUGCUGCCAAAUCUGCCUCAGGAUAUCCAGAAAUGUGUGUUGAAGUCUAUCAUCAACAGUCUGCUAAAGGACAAAAAGCCUCAUACGAAGGAUGAUCUGAGAGCGUACCUUGUUCUCCUACAGAAUCCACUGUUUGAGAACAUGUCAACCUUUGUGAUAUUUGCCCAUCUACUUCGGCAGAUAGCUGCACUCAACGAUCAUGAUCACCAUUUUCUGGUUCAUUGGAUGAGGAGGUUAAAAUUAGGAACGUUCUCACGAAUCUUACGACGCUUACACAGUUUCAUCGUACAGCGAUUGUUCCCCACUAAGCCACAGGAUUUACCUCCCCUGGCUAAAUGUACGUGGUGGAUCCCAAGUGCCACCAAAGUUAUGGCAUUGUUAAAUGCUGCUAACAACUUGUCUAGUCCCCUGUUAGUGACAAUAGCUGACUUCUACAACAGUAGUCUUGACUUUCUGGAUCUCAUGGCUGAGUACUACACUUGGCAGAACCCUAGUCACUGUUCAGGGUUUUCGUUCUGUCAGUACCCUUUCAUCCUCAGUAUAUCAGCAAAGAGAUCUAUCCUACAGAAAGACUCCGAACAACAGAUGAUUAUCAUGGCCAGGAGGAGCUUGGUUGCUAAGGUACAGAGGCGACAACUACCAGAUGUCGGAAUGCUGUUUUUGAAUCUCAAUGUGAGACGAUCCCAUAUUGUGUCGGAUUCCCUAAAUGAGAUUGCAAGGAAGCAACAUGACUUGAAGAAGAAGUUGAAGGUGACAUUUAUGGGGGAAGCAGGACUCGACAUGGGGGGCCUGACUAAGGAAUGGUUCCUACUUCUCAUUAGACAGAUAUUUCAGUCAGAUUACGGAAUGUUUACGUACGAAAAAAAGGCUGGAGUUCACUGGUUCAGUUCGGCUCCAUGCGAGAGUUACCAGGAGUUCAACCUCAUGGGAGUUCUGAUGGGACUAGCAGUUUAUAAUAGCAUUAAUCUGGACAUACGGUUCCCAGCCUGCUGCUACAAAAAGCUUCUGAGUCCGGCAGUGGUGCCUUACAAUAACCCUAACGCUGUUGUAGGCGUGACACAAGUAACUCUGGAGGACUUCAAACUUGUACAACCGGGUGUGGCUGGUGGACUAGAGGACCUUCUGAGUUACGAAGGAGACGUUGAGGAGGAUUUCUGUAUGACAUUUCAGAUUUCUCUGACGGAGUUCGGUGAUGUAAGGACAGUUGAUCUCAAAACUGGUGGUGUUGAUAUCCCUGUAACCAAUAGCAACAGAGCAGAAUAUGUACAGCUGUAUAUAGACUGGGUGAUCAACAAGUCUAUUUAUUCUCAGUUUAAGGCUUUCUACCAUGGUUUUCAUAGCGUCUGUGCUUCAAAUGCUCUCAUUAUGUUGAGGCCACAGGAAGUGGAGAUGUUGGUAUGUGGAAAUCCUCAGAUAGACAUGAACCAGCUAAGAAAAGUAGCAACAUAUGACGGCUACAAUGUACAGGACCCAACAGUCAGGUAUUUCUGGGAUGCUGUCUUAUCUAUGACAUUUGACAUGCAGAAGAAACUGUUGUUGUUUACUACUGGGAGUGACAGGAUCCCUAUCGGAGGCAUGGCAGAAAUGACCUUCAAAAUUUCACGCAUCGAAGGAACUGAUCUCCUUCCAAUGUCCCAUACGUGUUUCAACCAGCUUGUUCUACCAGCUUACCGAAGUCGUAAGGUUCUCAAGACAAAGCUCGUAACAGCUAUCCACAAUGCAGAGGGAUUUGGAUUGGAAUGAUCACAGUUUACGUGAUGGGACAAUGAAUGAGUCAGGGAUGGAGUAUUUGAUAUUCCUUAAUUAAAACUCAACCUUCUGGUAUAACUAUAGUCAUGUACAAACAUUUAUGAUUCACCUAGUCUGUAUAAUAACACCAGUGUGCAUUAGACAAGAUUCACCACCUAUAGAAUGAGAGUUAUCACCUCCGUUAUAACUACUCACCCAGAUACACAGACAUAAUAUAUAAGUAAAGGAGAGCUUCAGUGGGAGAUGAUUGAGGGAGGAGAACUCCCAUGUUCUAAAGUGAGAGAUCUACACAGGCUGAUGGAAGGGGAGAACUCCCACGUUCUAAAGUGAGAGAUCUAAACAGGCUGAUGGAGGAGGUAGAACUCCCAUGUUCUAAAGUGAGAGAUCUUAACAGGCUGAUGGAGGGGAAGAACUCCCAUGUUCUAAAGUGAGAGAUCUAAACAGGCUGAUGGAGGAGGUAGAACUCCCAUGUUCUAAAGUGAGAGAUAUCUAAACAGGCUGAUGGAGGAGGAGAACUCCCAUAUUCUAAAGUGAGAGAUCUAAACAGGCUGAUGGAGGAGGAGAAUUCCCAUGUUCUAAAGUGAGAGAUCUAAACAGGCUGAUGGAGGAGGAGAACUCCCAUGUUCUAAAGUGAGAGAUCUAAACAGGCUGAUGGAGGAGGAGAACUCCCAUGUUCUAAAGUAAGAGAUCUAAACAGGCUGAUGGAGGAGGAGAACUCCCAUGUUCUAAAGUGAGAGAUCUUAACAAGCUGAUGGAGGAGAACUCCCAUGUUCUAAAGUGAGAUAUCUAAACAGGCUGAUGGAGGAGGAGAACUCCCAUGUUCUAAAGUGAGAGAUCUAAACAGGCUGAUGGAGGAGGAGAACUCCCACGUUCUAAAGUGAGAGAUCUUAACAGGCUGAUGGAAGGGGAGAACUCCCACGUUCUAAAGUGAGAGAUAUCUACACAGGUCAAUGGAGGAGGAGAACUCCCAUGUUCUAAAGUGAGAGAUCUAAACAGGCUGAUGGAGGAGGAGAACUCCCAAGUUCUAAAGUGAGAGAUCUAAACAGACUGAUGGAGGAGAACUCCCAUGUUCUAAAGUGAGAGAUCUAAACAGGCUGAUGGAGGAGAACUCCCAUGUUCUAAAGUGAGAGAUCUUAACAGGCUGAUGGAAGGGGAGAACUCCCAUGUUCUAAAGUGAGAGAUCUAAACAGGUCAAUGGAGGAGAAUUCCCAUGUUCUAAAGUGAGAGAUCUAAACAGGCUGAUGGAGGAGGAGAACUCCCAUGUUCUAAAGUGAGAGAUCUUAACAGGCUGAUGGAAGGGGAGAACUCCCAUGUUCUAAAGUGAGAGAUCUAAACAGGCUGAUGGAAGGGGAGAACUCCCAUGUUCUAAAGUGAGAGAUCUUAACAGGCUGAUGGAGGGGAAGAACUCCUGUGUUCUAAAGUGAGAGAUCUACACAGGCUGCUGGAGGAGAACUCUUAUGUUUUAAAGUGAGAGAUCUACUCAGGUCAAUGGAGGAGGAGAACUCCCAAGUUCUAAAGUUGGCGAUCGAGAGGAGGAGAAUUACAAAUUCUAAAGUUGGAGAUCUACCCAGGCUGAUGGAGGGGAAGAACUCCCAAGUUCUAAAGUUGGCGAUCGAGAGAAGGAGAAUUACAAAUUCUAAAGUUGGAGAUCUCCACAGGCUGAUGGAGGGGAAGAACUCCCAAGUUCUAAAGUUGGCGAUCGAGAGGAGGAGAAUUACAAAUUCUAAAGUUGGAGAUCUCCACAGGCUGAUGGAGGGGAAGAACUCCCAAGUUCUAAAGUCCAAGUAAAACAUACAAGGCAAAAGCACCAGGCUAUGUGAGCCUUUUAAGUUUGAUUAAUUGGGAUGACCAAGAGUGGUGAAUCUGUUCUGUUGUUUGUGGGUUUUACUUCUAUAUACGAGAUCAUGAAGAUAACCUCUGUUAUAUAGUAUUAUAUUUCAAAGAACAUGGCAUUUUUUUAAGACAACCAUGAAUAAUACAUGUAUAAAAAAUGGCAAAACUUGAUAUUCAAAAUGAUUGUAUUAGACAUCAAAUUCCUAUUUUUAUUUUUUUUUAUUUUCUUUCAAGUUUAUGGGAAAGGGGAGGGAAGCGGCCUUCAACAAAAUUUCUUUUAAUAGGAAAAAAGCGUUUUAAUGAAAAACAAGUGUAUAAUUAUUAAUACAUGUAUAGUAUCAAUCAUGUACAGUAUAUGAAUGUAUAAUUUAUCUGUUUUAGCUGCAGAUGAAUGACACUUUCUCCCAUACACUUUGUCUUUCCUUUAUUUUGAAAGUUAAAUGUAACUGGAAUGAAAAUCAACAUCGGUAUUACAUACAAUGUAUUUGGAGACAAUAGAGAAUAUUGUAGAUAGAGGAAAGAAUUUCAGAGCUUCCCAGGAAGUUUGAAAUCUGUUAGCUACUGAGUUUUACAGUAGACUUUUUAUUUCUAGAAUUGUUCCUACUUUGAUGUGUUCAGUAUAUUGUUAGGUAUAAGUAGAAUACUGUCAGUAGAGAUUACCAAUGUCUGUUUGUGUGAUAAUGCCACAAUAUUGGAAAUAUUUAGUUUGAAGUAAAACACAUUUUUUAAAGUUUAUUUGAUAUGUAUAUAUAAGCAUUAAAAUGCAUUCUGUUUUUUUUUUAUUAUUUGACCUCUUAAUUGUCUCAAUGUAUAGUGUGUAUAGUCAGCCUGGUACAGACAUUAUAUUGACGUCAAGUCUGUGGCAUUCAUAUCUAGAUAGUUCAAUGUUUCCAUUUUCUUAUUGUUUUCUGAGUUGAAGCUCACCUACCCUGAACAAUGAUACAAUGUGAGGGGAGUUCAAUCUUGUCUCAUAUAUGGGUUCAGAUGCCAUAAUGGUCACAUAAGCAAUGGCAUUUACUGUCUGAUAAAUUUCACUUGAGUUUGGGUUUAUAUAAGGAAAUUAAUACUGAUGAAUUAUUUCAAAUAAGAUAAUAUAUAUAGAGGAAUUCAUAUAAGUGUAAUAUUGAAUUUAACAAACAAGUUUUUAUGAGUAAAUUCAGUAUAAUUGCAUGAACAUGAAUGUUAGAGUUGAUUUAUUGUAUAAUUCUAGAGACUUGCUCUAUAUAGGAAAAUUGGUGGAAGGUCAUGCAGUUGACUGUUGAGAUAUAAGCAUGACGUCCGGUACUAUUAGUAACUAAGGGUACUGUACUGUACUGAACUCUACAAAAACUAUAUUAUACAGUAAAACAUUUCUGAUGUAUAAAGUACAAUUCUGUCUGAUGUCUGUCCUUUCAGUUGUGUUUCCUAACUAAAAUAAAAACUGUUACGACAUAUCAUUUACAGUAUUGAAACAUGUCUGAUGUGCCUUUAACUAGUUAAGAACUUAAUGAAUAGCAAUAAAAGUUUGUUGUACUAAAAUUCUGCAGGCAGAUAUUUUUUUCAGGAAAUAUAAGAGAAAUUGUUAUAAUUGUUUCAUAUAUUGUGCAAUAAAUCGCGGGGCAGUUAGGAGAUGUAUUGUACUGGUUUGUACCAGGUAGAUCAUUAAUGUAUACUGUAGUGGUUUGUGUGUACGUGCCAUUAGCUUACAUAUACUUAUAGAUUAUGUACAUUCUGUAUAUAAAAUGUACAAUGUAUAUUGACUUUUCACCAGGUGUCAUAGGUAGUGAGUAUUUUAACAGAUUAGCAAGCUGAUGUUCAUAUGUUUGCUGUUUUACUACAGUACAUGUAUGUAUAUAAGUAAUAAGCAUGGUGAUCCUCUCACUGGAAAAAAAAUGAAAGUUUUUUCCAAUGUUAUUGCAUGUAUCCAUCUCCUGCAGAAACACUCAUAUUUCAAUGUUGUAUAAAUUAAAUACUGUCGUGUUUGGAAUAUAAUGUCUCUAACAUAUGAUUGUAUAAAUUAAAUACUGUCAUGUUUGGAAUAUAACCUUUCCACAUAUGAUUGUAUAAAUUAAGUACUGUCGUGUUUGGAUUAUAAUAUCUCUAACAUAUGAUUGUUUAACAGGUUUCCUGAUACAAGUUUCAAUGAAAAAUUGAAAGGAUUACGAUUUAGUAAAAAAAUAGUCAAGUGUCAACAUUUCUGUUACAGCUUGUGCACCUGAGAUUUUUUGUGAUUGUGUUUUGAAUUAGGGGAGCGCUUUUUAUGUGGAAGAGAAAGUGAACUAUAAUACCUAAUAUACAGGUCAUGUAAGUCAUACAAAUUUUGUUUACAGUAUUCUGUUGUUUACAACUAUAAUAAUCAUGAUCCGUCCAGUUUGAGAGGCUGAUAUUCUCAGGAGAUAUUUUAUUAUUUUCAUUUAUUUAAUCAAUUUGAGGAAGUGAUAUUUAUUUUGAAGGUGUCAGCUAUUACACACCUGAUUGUUCCAGAGUUUGAUGAUUAAUGUUAUUUAGAAUCACCCUCUGUAAAGUCUAUAUCUGUUGUCUGAUGGUACUCUCGGUACAGACCUAAACAACAGGUGAAGAUUUAUGUAAGGAGUUGUAGGGAUAAAGGGUAAAAUGUAUAACUGUGAUAACAUUGAUAUGAUCUAUUUUUACAUUGGAGAUUUGUUGAUAGAUUUGUCAGAGUUUAUUAUAUAUAGCUGAGGACGUUUUUUAAACACACUGUUGUUAAAUUGCUAAAUGAAACUUUUUUUACACAGUAAUAAGUUCUUUAUUUGUUGAUUUUAUAAAAUUAUUUUUCUUAAAUGUUCAGAAUAGAUGAAAGAAUUAGUUAAACUGUCUUGAAGUACCUGCAACUUUUUAAGUAUUGUGUGAUACACUGUACAUGUGUUGUUACUAGGAAGGUCCAGCUGAGAUGGAGUAUAGACAUGUAUUUAAUAGUGUCAUAAGUGUUUAAUUGGUUAAUACAUAAUAAUUAAAUGUUCACUGUUAUUCAUCAAUAUAUGAUUCAUGUGUUGAUAUUUAUAUUAUUUUUGAGAUAAAACACAUUUUUCAUUCAGUUUGUGUUCUAAGUUAACCAAAUGGUACAUUUCACUUGAAUACAUUUUAUAUACUACCGAACUUUAGUACGUAGUUGGUGUAAAUAUGUACAAAAUUUGACCUUGUACAGAGGUCACACAGGAUUGGUCACUGGAGUACCACGGUCUUUAUAAUCCAUCGCAGGCCUAGUGUGGACAGAGGUCACACAGGACUGGUCACUGGAGUACCACGGUCUUUAUAAUCCAUCGCAGGUCUAGUGUGGACAGAGGUCACACAGGACUGGUCACUGGAGUACCACGGUCUUUAUAAUCCAUCAAAGUUCUAGUGUGGACAGAGGUCACACAGGACUGGUCACUGGAGUACCACAGUCUUUAUAAUCCAUCGAAGUUCUAGUGUGGACAGAGGUCACACAGGACUGGUCACUGGAGUACCACGGUCUUUAUAAUCCAUCGAAGGUCUAGUGUGGACAGAGGUCACACAGGAUUGGUCACUGGAGUACCACGGUCUUUAUAAUCCAUCGAAGGCCUCGUGUGGACAGAGGUCACACAUGACUUAAGUCACUGGAGUACCACGGUCUUUAUAAUCCAUCGAAGGCCUCGUGUGGACAGAGGUCACACAGGAUUGGUCACUGGAGUACCACGGUCUUUAUAAUCCAUCGAAGGUCUAGUGUGUACAGAGGUCACACAGGAUUGGUCACUGGAGUACCACGGUCUUUAUAAUCCAUCGAAGGUCUAGUGUGGACAGAGGUCACACAGGACUAGUCACUGGAGUACCACGGUCUUUAUAAUCCUUCGCAGGUCUAUGUUUGUAUGUAUAUAUAGUACGUGAUGUUAAUGUGGAGUUCAGACACCGAUUAAUGAGAACCAAAAUAAAAAGUGUGGAGUUAACCGGUAACCUGACUUUGCUGACAUCUGACAUCUCAGGCCCUCAAGGUUUCAUAUCAAUAUUCCUUAAGGAAAUUCUUUAACUUAUUUUUUUCUGUAGGAAUUUAAGCAUUACAGAAUUGAAGAAUGCUUUCCUUUGGGAAAAAUUUAAGGAAUUUCGGCUUCACUUUAUCCAGUAAAGACAUGUUGUCGAUAAAGACAUGUUGUCGAUAAAAGACAUGUUGUCGAUAAAGACAGGUUUGAAGUAUUUUACCUGUUGUUCUAUUGUUACAGAACCAUAUAAUGUUUGAUAAUUUCAGAGUUCAUUAGGAAUCACUAUAAUCUAUUGUUUUGUUUAUUGCUAUCUUUAAACUUGUAAGUUCAUUUAUAAUUUUAUUAAUAUAAGUACAAGUAUAAAUGUACAAAGUUUGAAGUUAUAUUCAAAUCUUUAUUGAUGAAAGAAUGUAGUACAGAUAUCUGGUAGGUGAUAUCUGAAGGAAUUGUAACAACAGUCAUGUGUUCUACCAGUUGUUUAUACUUCAUGUUUAUACUUUUUGUCACUGUGUCUGUUGUGGAUCAUUAUAUACCAUCAAUAUCUCUUGUUGAUAACACAAUUUUUGUUUUGAUAUUUAUAUUUGGGAAUAUUUCCAACCAAUUAAUAUCAGAUUAAUAUCAGAAAAUGUGUUACUUCUAAAGUAUACCUAAAUCUGGUUUUUGUUAAUUGGCCCUAGCUGUCAUACUUUCCAAAAAAAUUAUUGCAUUUCCAAAUAUCUGAAUUCGAUCAAACUUGACAAAAAAGCAACAUCAUGUAAACUUUUCUAAUAAUAGUCCAUUCAUGAUUUACUAUUUUAAUUGGUUAUAGUUGUGUUAAAAAGCAUAUUUGAUCUGGAUGUUUAUAAAAUUCAUACAACAACAGAAUCCAGCUUUCAAUAUCAGUACAAGAUCUGUGCAAUCCAACUAAAAUUAAAUGUUUAUUAUCAAAUGAACUUUAAAUUUUAGUUUGAUGACAGCUCUGAAACAAAAGUAUUUGACAAAAAAAUAAUGGCUGACUAACAAUCGAACCACAAAAGAAAUUUUUGAUGACGAAUUCCACAUGAACAGAGGAAAUGUUUUCUUAUAACCGUAAUUGUUACUCAGUUUAGAAAUAUAAAAGGCUGAGCCAAAUUGAGUACUUCAAAUUACUUCAAAACAAGCAGAAAUUUGGAUCAAGCCUGUUGGUCUUUUAUUUUUUCACUGUAUACAGUACCACGUUCGAAAGAGCACAAAAUAAGUAAAAUUAUGAAUGAUAAAAGCUACAAUCAUGAAUCAUACUAGUCUUUCUUCAUAUGAAAUGAGAAAUAUUAAAGUAUUUGUUUAAAAAGAUCACUAUAUUUAUUUUGUAUUUAAACUCCCAAAAGAUCAUUUGUAUAAUUCUGUUCUCUAAUGAUAAUCAAUUUGACCCACUGUGACUCAUGUUACCAGGAAUCAUAGUACUAAUGCUGUCCUCAUAUUUUAACCAUGAAUAUAGAAUAACAAUCCUAUUGUAUAUAUAUGUAAUGUAUAGUCAAUAUUUCUGUUAUUUUUAAUGAUCUGACUUUUCCUGAGCAGGAUGUAUGUCGCUGUAUAGAAUCUCAGCUAGUACUAGUGUCACAAAUGUACAUUUGUAGCCAUUGUUUUCUACACAAAAUAUUAUAUCUACACUGAAAUACAUUUCCUACCGUUGUUUUGUAACCAAAAAAUCACAUUAAGUACAGAUAUUCUAGUUUCACACACCAUAAUGAUAUUGACAACUUUCAGCCUAUCAUCUGCUUUAAUUUGUUUUUUACAUUUUAUCAGCACUAUUUUAACUCCCAUUUGACAUGUACAUAGACACCUUUAUUACUAGUUCAAUAUUGUUAUGCCCAAAAUGACCAUAGUUGUUGACAGGCCGUUAAACGUAAUCAGUCAAUCAAUAUCACAUAUUACUACCAAUCAACUGCAUAUGUAAAACAUUAAGUUCAUGUAUCUUAAUUAACAUAUUUUACUAGAGGUAAGCCUAAAAUAUUAACCUAAUUAGAAUUGAAAUCUGUCUCCAGUUCUCUCAGAUGAGCUCGGUACAUAGUAACUACUUUUGAUUAACAAUCAAAGUCAGUUCAUGAAAAAAAACGAAGGGAUCACUUUUGUGUUGUUUCAUUAUUUAUAUAAUAGCUCCCAUUUUUGUAAGAACUUGUGUUCCAGGUUGUUUCCUGUUUAGUAUCCUGAUUCUUUUUAAUGCAAGAUCUUUAAGUUGAAAACAGACUUUUGAGCUGUAGCGUACAUUAUUGAACCAUUGUUACAGUUAUCUUACUCAGUUGUAAGUAAAAAUUGUGUUUAUGUCAUAAACAUUUCUCAAAUAUGUUGUUUUAAAUCCAGUUUGUUUCUUAACCUCAAUGGAUGCCUAACUAGUCACAUAACUGGGUAAAACUGCAUGUUAAUUUUCACUGUUAAACUUGUUGAUAUAAAUUAUGUGUGUGCCCUGGUGUCCAUUUAA
Molecule: messenger RNA, 10821 nt
Organism: Pecten maximus
Lineage: Eukaryota; Metazoa; Mollusca; Bivalvia; Pectinida; Pectinidae
Product: probable E3 ubiquitin-protein ligase HECTD2
Exons: 20
Coding region: 76-2616 (846 amino acids)
Biological process (GO): protein polyubiquitination
Molecular function (GO): ubiquitin protein ligase activity
Source: RefSeq, a predicted model, not a curated record